Molecule: messenger RNA, 3328 nt
Organism: Amphiprion ocellaris (clown anemonefish)
Lineage: Eukaryota; Metazoa; Chordata; Actinopteri; Pomacentridae
Product: sushi domain-containing protein 4-like
Exons: 11
Coding region: 182-2017 (611 amino acids)
Source: RefSeq, a predicted model, not a curated record
GCUAGCGGUUAGCUGGGGUAGUGCCGCUCGGCUCGUUAAAUCAUAUUUUUGUGGUUUGCGCAGUAUCGUAAAUGCCUUCGGCGUAGCUCAGAUACUGUCGAUAAAUGUCUGCAGUGUGACGCAGGGACGGUGGAGGUUUUGAGGCCGUGUUUUUGUGGUUGAGUUGACUCUGAAGGGGAAGAUGUGCAAUGGAAUGAUAGAGUCAGUAUCAAAAGCCUUUUGGGCCCACACCUCAGCCACUAAAUGGUCCUUCUUGUUGCUGGUGGUGCUGACUGUAGUUUCCACUGGGCAAGGGUCAGGAUGCGUGAGGCCAUACAUGGUCCAGAACAGCUGGGUAAACCUCACAGAAUCCAACAGGGGAUCCUUCCCUGUAGGUACAGUAUUGCAGUACAGCUGUGACCCGGGUUACCUGCCAGAUGGACCCGACAUCCUCACCUGCACCACACUGGGACGAUGGACCUCCGACCCUCCUCACUGUAUACGCAGUGGAGCUUGUCUGCCCUUCUCCAAACUCGAGAAUGGAGGCUACACCUGCCACCCGUCCCCGUGUCGAAUGUUUUCUCAUGGCACUGUGAUUGAAUUAUUCUGUAAUGAGGGCUUUGUUCUCAGUGAAGACUACAAUUACCUGACCUGUCAGGAUGGACAGUGGGAUGGCCCCAUGCAUAUCAGCUGUGUAAGCCAAGGUUGCAUUAGACCCUCCAUGUUGCAGCAUGGCUCAACUAAUCUGACAGACACCAACAGUAACACGUUCCCAGUCGGCACAGUACUGCAGUACAGCUGUGAUCCUGGUUACCUGCCAGCCGGACGCAGCAUCCUCACCUGCACCACACGAGGAGACUGGUCUUCUGAACUUCCUCGCUGUAUACGUAGUGAUGUAUGCCAGCCUCCAUAUCAACCAGAAAAUGGAGGCUACACCUGCCAUCCCUCCCCAUGCAGAAGACUUUCUCACGGCAUUGUGAUUCAGUAUUUCUGUGACGACGGUUACAUUCUGAAGGGAGACUAUAAAUACCUUACCUGUCAGUAUGGGAAAUGGGACAACCCCAUGCCAGUCAGCUGUGUCAUGGAGCAAGGCAAAGGUUGUGUAAGACCCUCUAUGGUGCAGCAUGGCUCAACUAAUCUGACAGACACUAACAAGAGCCUGUUCCCAGUGAGCACAGUUCUGCAAUACAGCUGCGACCCUGGUUACCUGCUGGAUGGACCCAGCACCCUGACCUGCACCACACUGGGACACUGGUCCUCUGAACCUCCUCGCUGUAUACGCAGUGACAUAUGCCAGCCUCCAUAUCAGCCAGAGAAUGGAGGCUACACCUGCCAUCCCUCUCCAUGUCGAAGACUUUCUCAUGGCACUGUGAUUGAAUAUUUCUGUGAUGAAGGUUAUAUUCUGAAGGGAGAUUAUAAAUACCUUACCUGUCAGUAUGGGGAAUGGGACAGCCAGAUGAAGCUGAGCUGCGUCAUGGAGCAAGACCGCAACCCAACUUUGCCAAUCGGGAUGCCAGCCUUGUCUAUAGUGGCGUCCACAGCGAGCUCAGUGGCUUUCAUCCUGCUCCUUGUGGUGCUGUUUGUUCUUCUGCAGCCAAAACUCAAGUCUCUCCAUCGACGUGAUCAGUUUGUGUCGGGCCAGCCUGUGUCGAUCAUGGUGGAGGGAGUCCAGGUGACUCUGCCUUCGUAUGAGGAAGCUGUGAGCGGUGGUGGAGCCUCAGCCUCAGCUCUCAGCUCUGAGUCUCGAGUCCAGAUCGUGCUGUCUGAGGGUCAACAUGCCGCAACGCCAGAGGCUGGCCCCUCUGGGCCUCCAUCCCUCAAACAGCAGCAGUCAGAGAUGGCUGUGGUCCACCCUGUACCACCAUCCUCAUCUUCCUCAUCACCAUCAUCCUCUACCUGGGUUCUGGAUCAUGCAGGUGCUGCAGGAGGCACCUCGUCUUUACAAAGAAGGCCGUCUGCAGGCAGCGACCAACACAGCCUGUCUCUAGACUCUGAGAUGGACUACUCUGAUGAUAUGCCAUUACUGAAGGAGGCCUGAAACAUGCUGCAGCCUUUGGACUUACAUGAGACAACUAGCUUUGCUACUGACCUGUACUGGUGAGCAGGAGUUUGUUAACACAGCUGUCAACACAGAUUGGCCCAACCACAGAGGCUCUGAGUGAAGCUGUGGGUCACUCACAAUAUUUCAUCUGACCAUCCCAAAGGAGAGCAAACAAAGGCUUCACAUGUACAUACAUGCUUACAUUUUUAUGGUAAUUCCCACACUAUGUUUUUAUGUCUCACAUCUGUUAAAUAAAACAGAGAGGAACGGCCACCUCUGGAGGAAGGUGUCUUAAAGGCUGUUGAAAAAAAUGACUGAUGGGUUUCAGUUGAAUGAGCAAAGCUGCAAACUCAUUUUGGGAGCUGAUAAUGUCAUCUGUGUCUUGUUUACGGUUGUUUUUCUUAGACCAAACAUCCUGCCAUUUAUUAAAACAUUGGCAAAGAUGCAUGAAGGCCAGGUUACUAGGUUGUCGUCCAGUUUGUGUAUGCUCACGACAUUGUCUUGAAGAGUUUUUGUGAUUCUAAAUGAAUACUUAAUCAUGACUCACAUCAUUCCACGUGUCACUGUACAGUAUAAGGCUGCUUGUCCGUCCAAGAGUUCACUCUGCUGAGUUGAGGGCCUGCAUUCAACAUAUUUCAUCCCUCCGAACCGCUUCAUAUUCAAAUAGAUUUUCUUUGUCAUACUCAUACCCUUUUCCCCAAUGGCCUUAGCUUUCCACUUCUAUGCACAGGUAUCUAUAAUAUAUGAAAUAAGGAAUUUUAAAAAUGAAUGUCAGUUAAAUGCCUCCACCGCUUAGUGAUAUUAUGUGGCUUUGUCAGACACGUCACUUGUACACCGGAAAAUAUUAUCUUCUUAAUUUAUUCAGGCUGCUUUGGAAUUCCUGUUUUACGUCUAAACGGGAAAUUCAAAUGUGUACUUAAUUUAUUUGUGCCCAGAAUGCUGUUGAUCAGCCAUGGCUUUUUUUUUUUGAUGCUUCCACAGCUCAUGGAAACUUUAAAAAGUAGGUCUUUUCACUUUGCCGCUUCACUUUUAAUUCUACUGCAGGCACGUUAUAUGUGACACUGUCAAAGUGGUUGGGAAGAUCCAACACUAAAAAAGAGUUAGUGUACAGAUUAGUGUAAUGUCAGUGUUCACUUUGUUUGACUGUCCAUGGAGUUUACUUUUGGACUGAGGAAUGGAUUUUUUUUGUUUGUUUUUGGUAAAGAUGGGAUUUUAAUAUAUGUAAAAAAAAAACUGUUUUAAGUUAUGUUUGCUCUGUAUAUAUCAUGAUCGUUUUUGAUUAAAUAUUAUUUGAGGUGUUGAAACACA